AUGGUUAUCGCGGUGGUGGAACUUGACGAAGGCCCGCGUCUGAUCACCAACAUCAUCGAGUGUGAUCCCGAACAGGUUGCUGUCGGUAUGGCUGUGGAAGCAGCUUUUGAAAAGAUUGAUGACAGUGAUGUUGUGCUGCCCGUAUUCAGUCGUUUGCUGUCUGAUCUGGGUGCCGAUGUUGUAAAAGUUGAGCCACCUGACGGCGAUAGCACGCGACUGCAUGGCAAAGACAUCGGCGGUAUUUCUGGUUUUUUCAAUCACCAGAAUGCAGGCAAGCGCAAUAUCUGUUUGGAUCUUCGUGCCGAAGGUGCCAUCAGGUUGGUGAAAUCUAUGGCCAGCAAGGCAGAUAUUGUCAUAGAGAAUUACCGACCGGGGGUUAUGCAACGACUGGGCAUAGACUACCCGGCAUUGCAGGCCGUCAAUCCACGCUUGUUAAUGCUGUCGAUAUCCGGUUAUGGCCAGGAAGGACCGGAAGCACAUCGACCAUCCUAUGCGCCUAUAGUCCAUGCGGAAGCAGGGUUAAUGCAUCGCCUGGCGGCGCGCAACAGCACGCCACCCGGUGAUUUGCCAUUAUCUGUGGCCGACACUAACGCAUCUCUACACGGGGUGAUUGCCUUGUUGGCGGCACUUCAUCUGCGUGACCAGACGGGCGUAGGCCAGUACAUAGAUAUGUCUAUGAUGGACGCCACCUUUGUCACCGACGAUCGCGCUCACUUUGACCUCGAAGACACACCCGACACGCUACCCAUAUGCCCGAUUUAUGAUUUGCCGUUCGCGCGGGUCUUUAUCGCGACGGAUCUAAAGUUGUUAUUCCGACGGCUGCAUCGUCGUGCCGGGCUUGCGGAUCCGACCCCUGAAGGCGCCUCGCUGCAGGAGAAAGUCGCGUUGCGUGAAGCUGCCAUAGAACAACGCCUGAUGGAUUGUGGCUCGCUGACUGCGCUUACCAGGCUCCUGGACACUUUAGACCUCCCUUGGGGCGUGGUUCGCGGUCCGCGCGAGCUGGCAGAUCAGCCCACCCUCAAACACCGAGGCAUGAUCGCCGAGGUGGAUGAUCGCGCGGGUGGCACUCGACCCAUACCCCAAUCACCUUAUCGCUUUUCAAAUGCGGCCAGUGGCGUGCGUGGGCCAACUGCACACCGAGGUGAGCACAACCAAGAGGUGCUUCGGGACUGGCUCGAUUUGAACGAUAAACAAAUGCGUGAUUUAUUCGACGGGCGAAUUCUUAUUAACGAAAAAGAUUAA
This is a messenger RNA of Symbiodinium pilosum, 1242 nucleotides long. NCBI's taxonomy places the organism in Eukaryota, Dinophyceae, Suessiales, Symbiodiniaceae. The record is from the annotation of a GenBank genome assembly.